Oryza sativa Japonica Group (Japanese rice) is the source of this 2834-nucleotide messenger RNA. The record is from RefSeq and is a predicted model, not a curated record. NCBI's taxonomy places the organism in Eukaryota, Viridiplantae, Streptophyta, Magnoliopsida, Poales, Poaceae.
AAAAAUCGACCGACGUACUCCACUCCAUCUCAUCAAACCUCUCCGCCUUCUUCUCUCUCGCUCGCACGCACGCACGCAGGCAGUCGCGCGCCCCGUUUGAACUGGGCCAAGGCGACGACUAGGCUUCGAUCGGCGAGCGAGCCCUCCGCUCGAUCCCCCCGCAUGCGAUGCGAUGCGAUCGAUGCGCGCGCGAUACUAUCCACCCGAUCGAAUCGCGCGCUCUCGAUCGAUCUCGAAUUUUAUUCCUCCUUUGUUGUUAUAAAAGGAGGCCCAGGUUUGUUCUUCGUGUUCCUCCUGUUUCAAUUCCAUUCUUCCAUUGCGGGCGUCUAGUGAUCGAUCGAGGUAGGCUAGGUUUAGGUUUCAUGUCCACCAGUGGUGGUGGUGGGUGGCAAUGGAGGUGCCGGAGUUAGUGAAGCUGGCGUUCGCGAGGGUGCAGAGGGUGGAGCCGGAGCAUGUCGGCAAGAUAUUCGGCGUAAUGCUGCUGAGGGAGCCCGACGAGGACGAGUUGGUGCAGCUCGCAUAUGGUCCCGAGGCCACGCUCCUCGCCAAGAUCGAGGAUACUAAAGCCGCGCUCACCGUCAUCUAUGCCCGCUGCUCCGCCGCCGCCGCGCACGGACCUCCCGGUGGCGGCGGCGUCGGCGUCGGCGGCGGCGGAGGCUAUCACCAGCAGCCGCAGCAGCUCUUCUCCCGCCCCCCGGUACCUGCUUGCGGCGGCGUUCGCCAUCACUACUCUCCCGCCGCCGCCGCCGCGGCUGCCUUUGGAUACCAGGUCCAGUCGCCGCAGUACUGGCCGGACUCGCCGCCGGCGCCACCGACUAAGGCGGCGCAGCAGGAGUUCGCGCCUCCCGGGCUCGUCGUCGACGCCUCCGCGGAGGGCCCGUACCCGCUGCGCGGCGGCCAACACGUCCUCGACGACAACAACUUUGGCGGCGGGUACUACUACCCGGCCGGCGAGGACGCCUUCCCCAAUGGCGGGGGUGGCGGCGGGGGGUCGCCGGCGAGGGCGCGGCGUUCGAACGGGCUGUCCACUCGACGUCCCUGCCACUACUUCUCCAAAGGCAUCUGCAAGAACGGCCAGAACUGCCACUACUCGCACCACCAGGUGUACCAGGACGCGCUCGCCGGCGCCGCCAUCAACGGCGACGUGUACAACCACCAGCCAGGCGGCGUGACGCCGGGCUCGCUCGAGACGCUGGAGAUGGAGAUCACCGAGCUGCUCAACUCGCGGCGCGGGCAGCCGGUGUCCAUCGCCUCGCUGCCGACGCUCUACGGCGAGAAGUACGGCAAGGGACUCCAAGCCGACGGCUACCUCACCGAGAGCCAGCGCCAUGGCAAGGCCGGAUACAGCCUCACCAGGCUGCUCUCUCGCCUCAACAAGAUACGGGUCAUCGAAAGGCCGCACGGGCAGCAUUCGGUGGUUCUCGCGGAGGACGCUGCCAAGUACAUGGAUUUCAGAGGUGGCGGCGGCGGUGGUGGCGGCGACACGGGCUCAGUUCCGGCGAGCUCGCACCAGAUAUACCUCACCUUCCCAGCCGAGAGUACCUUCGCCGAGGACGACGUCGCCAACUACUUCGGGCAGUACGGGCCGGUGCGCGACGUGAGGAUCCCCUGCCAAGAGCGGCGCAUGUUCGGGUUCGUCAGCUUCCAGAGCCCGGAGACGGUGAGCACCAUCCUGAUGCGGCGCAACCCGCAUUUCAUCUGCGGAUCGCGGGUUCUCGUCAAGCCCUACAGGGAGAAAUCCAAAUGCGUCGACAGGACGUGCGUGGACAACAUCAAAUCGAUGGUUCCCUACUGUCCUCCACGCUUCUUUGAGUUUGAUCAAGAGCUCUACACAGCAGAGUAUGAUGCUUCGAGGUUGAUGAGGAAGCAGUUGGCAGAGAAGCGCGAGAUGCUCUUGGAGAUGGAGAGGCGGCGCGCCACAGUUCGGAGGCUUGAAUCCAUGCCGCCACAGUUUGCAUACUUCGAUUGCAGCAUUGAGGACGCCAGUCCCCUCCAUUCUCUCCAGGAUGAUUCGAAACAACUCGACCUUAUGAAUCCAUCCCUUGCAUCCCCUGAUCCACUGGAGAUCGUUUCAAACAGCCAAGCUCCUCCUACACAGGCAGGCAACAUUUAUGAUGACCAUGAGAGUAACCAGAUUGAACUGCUGCCUGAGAGUCCAUUCGCCGCAUCAGCGCCUGCUGGAAACAGCAUAUCCACAAUUAUAUAGGAGGAAAAAAAUUACAAAGAGACUUUUGGGCCUUGGGUUCGGAAUUCAGGUGCCCCUUUAGGCAUUUGAUGGUAAUUUGGUCCAAGAGUAACAUAAGUAUACACACACAGGAGGAGACAACAAAAAGCAACAAUAUUUUUGUUGUAGAUAGAGAAGGAAGGCAGAAGAAAAUCUCACUGGUCAUAAUUAGGAGGCACAUCUUUUUUGAAAAAAAAUAAUUAGGAGGCACAUAAACACAUGGUGUUCAUUUUAUACUUUAGAAGAGGACAGAAACAACAGCUUACAAAAGAAUCUCACAUGGUGCAGUAGCUAGCUUGCAAGAGGUAAGGACAGUUACAAAAGAAUUACAAUGGUGGAAACUUGAGAUAUAGAUGUGCAGUUUGACUAUAAUUAAGGAAUAGGGGACAAUGUGAUAUGCUAAUUAUACUGUCCUAGAAUAAGGCAUGUUAUUAUUUACAUAUUUAGUGUUAUCUUCUUUUUUUUAGGGUAUAAUGGCCUACUGGCCUUUACCUUUACAAGGGUGAAAAAAAAAAGCAGAACCUUUGCUGAUAUUCCUAUUGACAAGAUGAGCAGAGCGUGCCCAUUUGUACUUAUCAUCAGUAAUGGAGAAAAUUGCCUUCGAUGUUUA